AUGCUAAAAUUAAUAAAGAAUUUUACCAUUUUUUCAAGCAUCCUUUUUUUUGUUCAUUUCCUUACUGUCAAUUGUAUUAAUAGUUCGUAUUACCACUCAAGAAUAUGCAAGAUAAAAUCAAUUAAUCAUUCUAAACCUAUAAUUUAUAAAAUAUUAAAAUCUGCCCAUUUUAUAAGAGUUCCUAUAAAAAGUAUACCCAUAAAUAAAAAAUCGAAUAAAAAAUCGAACAAAAAAUUGAAUGAAAAAUUGAAUGAAAAAUCAAUUUUGUCUAACACAGAACAAAAUGACAGCGACUUAGAUAUCGAACUUGAGAAUUUAAUGAAAGAUAUAGAAGAUGGAAAGCUGGGAAAUGAGUCGCUAAAGUUGUAUAGAGAAAUUGAGAAAAAUGCUGCCAUAAAAGAGGAACAAACAAAACAAAUCGAAGAACAGAUAAAUCAAAUGGAACAAAUGAAAUCAAUAAAUGAACAUAAUGUUGAAGAUGUAAUAAAUAAUACUGACAAUGAUUUAAAAACAUGUGUUAGAAAGGCAUUUUAUAAUACAGGGGUUAAUGAAAAUGAUAAUAUGAAUGUUAAGAAAGAAUAUAGUAAUAUUAAUAAAAUAGAAAAAACAUUUGAUGAAAUUGAUGAUAUAAAUAGUCCAAAUGAAAAUCUUAAUAUAAAUGAUAUAUAUAAAAAAAUAAAUUCUAUGAAAGAUGAUGAUUAUAAAUCAGUUCCCUUUAAAGACACUGCAAAGGAAAUAAUGAAGUAUAAGGGUAUGUUACAUAUGCCAUAUGAAAUGGGAACCCUUUUAAAUAAUACUAAGUUUGAUUGGAGAGAAUCAUUAGAUCAUAUUGAAUUAAAUAUUCCUAUUUUUGAUGAAACAAAUCAAGAAGAUAUUUUAUUUCAAAUAAAAAAUGAUUAUAUAAAGUUAGAAAUAAUGGUGAAUGGAGAAAAAAUUAUUUUAUUAGAUCAUAAAUUAUGUGGAAAAAUAUGCUGUGAUGAUGCAUAUUGGGUUAUAACAAAAGAUUAUAAAAUAAAUGAAAAACAUAUUCAUUUAGUUCUCUCGAAAGUGGAUCGUUUUAAAUAUAUUUGGGAAAAACUAUUUCAAGAUUUAUAA
Molecule: messenger RNA, 1095 nt
Organism: Plasmodium yoelii
Lineage: Eukaryota; Apicomplexa; Aconoidasida; Haemosporida; Plasmodiidae
Product: HSP20-like chaperone, putative
Exons: 7
Coding region: 1-1095 (364 amino acids)
Source: RefSeq, a predicted model, not a curated record